Molecule: messenger RNA, 835 nt
Organism: Staurois parvus
Lineage: Eukaryota; Metazoa; Chordata; Amphibia; Anura; Ranidae
Source: the annotation of a GenBank genome assembly
CAGACCCGAACAGACUUUUCCUGGGAUGGCAUCAAUCUGUCGAUGGAAGACACAACAUCGAUCCUUCCUCGGUUGAAGAGACACUCUAAUGCUUACGGAAUUGGUGCUCUAGCCAAAUCUUCGGUCAAAGGUAUCUCUCGAACGAUGAAGGAUCACGUCACCAAACCCACGGCAAUUGGCUCAGGAAGAGUUGCUCAUAUGAUAGAAUGGCAAAGCUGGGGUCAGCCGCCACCGCCGACCAAUGAGAGCGUCAGGAUGGACAGCGACGCUUAUUCUGACUUGAGCGAUGGGGAGAAGGAAGCACGGUUCCUGGCUGGUGUCAUGCAGCAAUUUGCUAUCUCUGAGGCAAACGUUAAUGGCAUGGUCAUCGAUGGAUGGAGAAGAGGAGAGCGUCAAUUCUAACCAGGAAAGGCAAAGUGAAACUUACCAGGAGCUGCUGGAAAAUCAGGAUAACCUUGCACAGGCGCAUUCAGAAUGUUGGCCACACUCUUAUGUGUCCCAAGGACUGUACUGCCUCGGCUCCUCGGAGGCGUGGGCUAGCAGCGAGCAGUCUCUCACAGUGUCCCCGGCGCCCACAGGAGGAUGCGGCAUCAUAAACCCCGGACCUGAGCUGGAAGAGAGACCGCUUGAGAAUAUCUGUGAGAUUUCCCCUCAGUUGCUGCACUCUAAAAUAUCCCCCUUAGAAGAAGAUGACGUUGUGUGUCACGAUCUGCAGUCCCUGUCUCCACCAAGAGAGGAAUUUGACAGCCCCCCGCACAGCCGGAAGGUGUCAGAUGUGGCAACGUCUGGGGUGCAGUCUGGGGAGGAGGAGGAAGAACGAGAAGUGGAGAACUAA